AGGAGGAGCAGCAGCAGCAGCAGGAGGUGCACACUGACUGCACGCAGCUGCUCGCCCUGAUCGGACUGAAUCUGUGACGCAAGCCGCUGAACGUCCUGGAGCUCUUUGUUAACUCUCCUCCUGGGUGUUUUCGGUUGAAACAACGCAGUGUGCAGUCAGGAGGCAGAAUUAAAUCUAUUAUUAAGUACCGUUAGGGUUAAAAAUGUCUAUAUUACCCUUCACCCCUCCGAUCGUGAAGAGGCUGCUCGGCUGGAAGAAGGGAGAACAGAACGGCCAGGAGGAGAAAUGGUGCGAAAAGGCUGUCAAAAGUCUGGUGAAGAAGCUGAAGAAGACGGGACAGUUGGACGAGUUGGAAAAAGUCAUAACAACGCAGAAUGUCAACACGAAGUGCAUAACCAUACCCAGGUCUUUAGAUGGGCGUCUACAGGUCUCCCACAGAAAAGGUCUUCCUCAUGUGAUCUAUUGCCGCUUGUGGCGUUGGCCAGAUCUGCAGUCUCACCAUGAGCUAAGGGCUGUGGAACUCUGUGAAUUCGCCUUCCACACCAAAAAGGAUGAAGUAUGUGUCAACCCCUACCAUUACCAGAGGGUUGAGACACCAAUUUUGCCCCCUGUCCUAGUACCACGACAUACAGAUAUCCCGACAGAGUUUCCACCAUUGGAUGACUACAGCCACUCCAUUCCAGAGAACACCAACUUCCCAGCUGGUAUCGAGCCUCAGAGUAACUAUAUUCCUGAAACUCCUCCACCUGGGUACCUGAGUGAAGAUGGUGAGACAAAUGAUCCCCAACUCAACCACAGCAUGGAUACAGGUUCACCCAGCCUGUCACCGAAUCCCCUGUCACCAGCAGACAGUAAUCUUGACGUACAGCCUGUGACGUACUGUGAGUCGGCCUUCUGGUGUUCCAUCUCCUACUACGAGCUGAACCAGCGUGUCGGAGAGACCUUUCAUGCCUCUCAGCCUUCACUCACAGUUGAUGGAUUUACAGACCCUUCCAAUUCUGAGCGCUUCUGCCUGGGUUUGCUGUCCAACGUCAACCGCAACUCUGCAGUAGAACUAACACGCAGCUAUAUCGGACGGGGUGUGAGGUUGUACUACAUCGGUGGAGAGGUGUUUGCAGAAUGUCUCAGUGACAGUGCCAUCUUUGUCCAGAGUCCCAACUGUAACCAGCGCUAUGGUUGGCAUCCUGCAACAGUCUGCAAAAUCCCUCCAGGCUGUAAUCUGAAGAUCUUUAACAACCAGGAGUUUGCUGCUCUACUCACUCAGUCCGUUAACCAGGGCUUUGAGGCCGUAUACCAACUCACUAGGAUGUGCACCAUUCGCAUGAGUUUUGUCAAAGGGUGGGGAGCAGAAUACAGACGUCAAACAGUGACCAGCACCCCCUGCUGGAUAGAGCUGCAUCUCAAUGGGCCUUUGCAGUGGCUGGACAAAGUGCUCACACAGAUGGGAUCUCCAAGCAUCCACUGUUCCAGCGUGUCUUAGAAUCAGCACAUUUCUAAGUGUUGUUCCUCUCUCGCUCUCUCUCUCUUCCUCUCUUUGCAGAGCACUUUUCUAUUAGAACAAUUUAGUGUCUCCAGUUGAUGUUUCCUUGUGUUCAGGCACCUCUGUUGUAUAUGUAGCUUAACACGUUUUAACCAGUAUCUUCAUUCAGGUGUCAUACCAAUAACUAGUAUUUUUU
This is a messenger RNA of Thalassophryne amazonica, 1676 nucleotides long. It is a transcript of the gene smad3b, whose product is annotated as SMAD family member 3b. Gene Ontology annotation, molecular function: RNA polymerase II cis-regulatory region sequence-specific DNA binding; I-SMAD binding; DNA-binding transcription factor activity, RNA polymerase II-specific. Gene Ontology annotation, cellular component: heteromeric SMAD protein complex. Gene Ontology annotation, biological process: BMP signaling pathway; SMAD protein signal transduction; anatomical structure morphogenesis. The record is from RefSeq and is a predicted model, not a curated record. Bases 203 to 1480 code for a protein of 425 amino acids. NCBI's taxonomy places the organism in Eukaryota, Metazoa, Chordata, Actinopteri, Batrachoidiformes, Batrachoididae. The transcript is spliced from 9 exons.